AUUCAUCUUUUUCAAUUAUGCGUUUUAUACCAAUCGAUCAAUCCGAUGAACCAAGAUAUAGGGUUACCUUUAAUUAUAAUUAUCCGACAACUCUUGAUAUCAAAGAUAAUAUAUUAAUUGACGAUAAUGAUCCAAAAUCAGUUAUAAAACAUGUAAUUUCAAGAAUUAAACAAUUACGUCCACCUUGUGAAUUAACAGAUGUAAUGAUUGAAUUAUACUCGUUGGUUCCGCUUUCUCAUCCGGGUGAAAAUUAUCCAUUUAGAACGUAUAACCCUCCACGACGUCGUCAACUUCGUGAUGUUGAUCCAUUAUCUGUCCCGCCUUGGAAAGAUGAUAGAAUCAUUUUGUUAGGCGAUUCAGCUCAUGCUAUGAAUCCACUAUUAGGAUUAGGUGUAAAUAAUGCAUUACAGGACGCCGACCUUUUGACCAAGGAAUUACUUAAUUAUGAGAAUGACAAUUUAACCUCGUGCAUUCAACGAUACAACGAACAAAUGCGAACUCGAUCAUCUAAAGAUGUUAUGACAUCAC
Racocetra fulgida is the source of this 528-nucleotide messenger RNA. The record is from the annotation of a GenBank genome assembly. Lineage: Eukaryota; Fungi; Glomeromycota; Glomeromycetes; Diversisporales; Gigasporaceae.